UCAUCAUAAGGGAGUCAAGGGCUGAGUGUCAGUCCCUACACACAACAACAAUCCAGCCCAUUAGAAUUACAAUCUUUUGUUCCGGUAUUCGAGAGGAGACAUGGAUUUCUAUGCAACUUCUCAAUACCCUGAGGGGGUCAUCAGCUUCCUCGACACUGAUCUUUACAAAUUAACUAUGCAAUGCGCCGUCUUGAAAUACUUCCCCAGCGUGCAAGUAACAUACGCGUUCAAGAAUAGAACGCCGGAGAAGAAGUUAUCAAGAGCUGCAUUUCGUUGGUUACAGCUUCAAAUUAGUAGUACGUGCUCACCAUUUCAUUGUCAAUUCAGAAAAAAGCUGACGAACAUUAGAGCUGGGAAAUAUUGCGCUCAAGGAUGAAGAAUUCCGAUUCCUUCAAAAUACCUGCACGUACCUAAAUCAACCUUACCUCAACUUCUUGAAGGAGUUCCGACUUGAUCCGCGAAAUCAAAUCGAGGCUAGCUUUGUGGCAGAUGACAAUAAGGGGAAAGAUGAGGAUUUGGGAGAAAUUAAUUUAGUGGUCAAGGGUUUAUGGGUUGACACUAUCUUGUACGAAAUUCCACUGUUGGCUUUGACCAGCGAAGCGUACUUUCGAUUUAUGGAUACGGACUGGACAUAUGAGGGACAAGAAGAGAAGGCAUACGAGAAGGGAAUAUCGCUUCUGGAGGCCGGGUGCAUUGUAUCGGAGUUUGGAACAAGAAGAAGAAGAGAUUAUCACACUCAAGCUCUUGUAUUUCGCGGGUUGGUUAAGGCUAAGAAGGUCGGAGAAGAACGAGCAUUGCCUGGAAAUAUUUCGGGUACUAGUAAUGUUCAUUUGGCUAUGCGAUUUGGAAUUCCUCCCAUAGGAACUGUCGCACAUGAAUGGUUCAUGGGAGUCGCGGCUAUUACGGAUAACUAUAGAACUGCCACGGCUACUGCGUUGGAUUAUUGGGUUGGAUGUUUUGGGCAGGGUGUUUUGGGUAUUGCUCUUACGGAUACUUUUGGUACUAAAGACUUUCUCCGGGUCUUUUCUCAAAAAAUCCCAUCCUUCACAACCGCUACUUCAGGAGCUGCUGCUACGUUACCAUCGGCUGACACGCUCACAGCUGAGGGAACAAGUAGUACUAAGCCACCUUUAAAUGCCGCGGAACACAAAGCAAACGGAGAUAUCCCAACGUUUGCACAAGCCUUCACUGGUGUUCGACAAGAUUCAGGUGAUCCAGCAAGCUUUGUGAAAAAGAUGCGUCAGUUUUAUGAUGAGCAGGGCAUCAAGGAAAAGAAAACGAUUGUCUUUUCUGAUUCAUUAGACGUUGAGCUUUGCAAAAAGUACAAGAAAAUAGCCGAAGAAUCAGGGUUUCAACCUACAUUUGGUGUGGGUACAUUCUUCACGAAUGAUUUCGUUCAUCAAUCUACAGGCAAAAAGUCGACGCCGUUGAAUAUCGUCAUCAAAUUAAGUUCUGCCAAUGGUAAACCGGCUAUCAAGAUUAGUGAUAAUAUUGGGAAGAAUAUGGGCGAUGAAAGUACAGUUCUGAGGGUUAAGAAGGACUUGGGUUAUGUGGAAGAGGAGUGGCAGGGAGGUGAUGAGACAACGAGAUGGGGAAAGGAAGGAGAGGAUGUUGUGAAGCAAUGAAAGGUGAUGUGCAUAUUAAGCCAUGACAUAUUAUGAUUGUGCUAAUGGGCAGUGGAAAAUAUACCAUCGGUAUAGAUGGCGUUUGUUGGGUGGCAUUUUAUUUUUAUUUUUACUUUGGGAUAUCAAAGCACCUUUGGGGUAGAGAAGUUGAUUGUUAAUGAAUGCUAUAGAUUAGUGGAUGUGCUCUAAUGAGAAAUGAUUAGGAUACCAAAAAUCCUUACUACUCGCUCCCACAAAGCUCUAGCCACUUAUAACUAUUUGGGGAAGAGAUUUGUCUUGGGAAAUAGUCAUUGAUAUAAUUGUCUAGUGGUAGAGAAAUUUUGAAACUCUGUCCCCCUGGUUUCGAUCUUCUAGGGAAGCAAACUUAAUCAUAACUUUCCUUCUCGAUUUUUACCCGAUAGGACACAUCUGACCUAACUAAUCUAAUUUCACAAUUCUUAACGCUCUUUCUCUCUCACUCCCUCUCUCUU
Molecule: messenger RNA, 2095 nt
Organism: Sclerotinia trifoliorum
Lineage: Eukaryota; Fungi; Ascomycota; Leotiomycetes; Helotiales; Sclerotiniaceae
Source: the annotation of a GenBank genome assembly